Molecule: messenger RNA, 729 nt
Organism: Trichoderma aggressivum f. europaeum
Lineage: Eukaryota; Fungi; Ascomycota; Sordariomycetes; Hypocreales; Hypocreaceae
Exons: 3
Coding region: 1-729 (242 amino acids)
Source: RefSeq, a predicted model, not a curated record
AUGGCUCAAGAGGUGGCUCUCAUUCUGGGCUUCGGACCCAAUGUUGGAUUCGACGUUGCAGAAGCGUUUGCAGCACAAGGCUACAAAGUGGCGAUAGUCUCACGAUCGAAAAAAGACGUGAAGCUGCAGUAUCUCCAGAUGCAGGCUGACUUUUCGGAUCCUUCCUCGAUUGAAGGAAUAUUCACUAAAGUCAUAAGCGAACUUGGCCAUCCUAGUGUGGUAGUCUACAAUGCGUCUUCAUCGAGUCUGAAUCCUUCAACCUCACUGGAGCAACAAAUUGCAGCCUUUCAACGUGACAAUAACAUCAACAUUGUGUCUGCAUAUGUCGCGGCACAUUUAGCCACAAAGUCGUUUGCUACGCUUUCAUCAGACUCAUCUAGGACUUUUAUCUAUACAGGCAACAAACUCCCGUUCGUGGUUGUCCGGCCCCUACUAUCUCAAGGGGUUGGUAAAGCUGGAUCAGCACAUUUGAUGCAUUAUUUAGCAGAAGAAAAUAAAGAGUUCGGUUACAAAUUUUAUUUCGCCGAUGAGCGGAAACCUGACGGAGAUCCAGUGUACGCCGCCAUUGACGGCCCGGCUCACGCCGCCUUCUAUACCGAACUGGCUAAGCAAAAAGCCCAAGGCCCAUGGAACGCAACUUUUGUCAAAGAAAGAGGAUAUGUUGCUUUUUCUGAAGAAGUAAUAAAGGAUAGUGUUACCAUGAAGUUGGAUAUCCCUAGCAAAGAUUGA